AUGGCCCUUGAUAUCUCUCAGAUGCUACUGAAAGAGGAACAAAUGCACAUUUUGACCCAUGGAUACGUCCAUGGCCACGUUCACCAGCACGAUGACCAUAUGCACAUUCAUGGCCACUUCCACAAUCAUGACCAUGUGAACGAUCUUGAUGUUUCAGCUCUUGAUGGAGAAUUGGCCCCAAACUCCCAGGACCAAACCUUGGGAAGUCUAGCCAUUUGCAAGGAGUUGGAGUCUCAUGACGUAUGCUCCGAUAUCUUGUGUGAUGACUUGGACGACUGUUACUUCUAUAAUUGUGAGAAAUUGGCUGACCACGAGGACGAGUGCAGCGAUCCAUGUUGCAGUCUGAACUGCGACCCAGAAUGUAAUCUGGCCUGUGAUCCAGAAUGUAACCUGCCCUGCGAGGGUUCUAGCGAUGGAGAAUGUUGCCAUGAUCCCCACUGCCUAGAAUCUGACGAUAAGGUAUGUACAGAUCCUGAAUGCUUACAGAACGACCACCAUGACAAUAGCUUGUGUGCGUUGCAGAAGUCCAAGAUGUCCAUAUUUGAGAAAUUGAUAGAGAACGUCCAGAAGAACAUCGAGGCGCUGUCGAGUGACAUCGAACAGCCUGAAGAGUCCUCAAAAAGACGCAAAUUGGACAACCUGCUUCUAAACAACUCGUCCCUCCAGAUUCAUUUCCCUCACCACUGCCACCCCCAUAAGGAAGAAACCAAUGUCUUAAUUGGUCAGACUCCCGUGCUACCGUCCAGUAGGAGAGAGAGCCAUAAUAUCCACCAGUCAUGUUUUCAUGCCAAGGUGCCAGUCAAAUCUGAGGAUCACAGGCCGGUGAGCCAGUCAGACUACGAUUUUUUCAUUCAGUUCAACAACUUCAAACGGUUUUUGGACGAGGGUUCCAGUAAGAUCUCCGAGCCCAAAGAGCACGAACUUAUUGAACAACCUAGUCUGUAUGCGUGUAAGUGGGAACGCUGUGCGAAAACAGUUGAUGAUUCCAACCUAGUGAGCCAUGUUGUGGACGACCAUCUCAAGAAUGAGUACCAGAUCGAUCAGCACAACUCAGGAACUUACCAACCGGCUUUUGAGUGUGAGUGGGAGAACUGUAACUUCGUAGAUGCUGAUUUUGGUGAGUUUUUGUCUCACUUGAACAGCCAUCGACAUGCCACCUCCACCUCCAACUUAGGAGCCUCCAACAUUGGUCGCAACUCCGAUAUUUCCAACAUCAAUAAUUUCAGCAACAACUCUGAUCCCAUUACAAGCUAUAUACCUGGAGCUCCAGCACUCCCCACCCCUGCAUCGAUAUAUCCAGCAGACUCACCAAACAAUGGGUUAAACAUCACAGCCAUGAAAAUCUGUCCCAAGGCAGCAGCGGAGAAAACUCCUCUAGAUCCGGAAUUUACCUGUCGCUGGCAGGUAGGAACCGACAUGUUGGGCCAGCCCAUUGUGUGCAAUAAAACCCACAAUAAUGAAGGAGAACUACAACACCACCUCCAGGAAGACCAUAUUGGUCUGGGGAAGCCAGUAUACGCAUGUUGUUGGGUGGGAUGCGAACGUUGUGGAGGCAAACCGUUUGUGCAAAGACAGAAGCUUUUCCGCCAUAUUCACAUCCACACACACUACAAACCUUGUGAAUGUAAGGUGUGUGGCUCUAAAUUCGCAACCCCAGCCAUGCUCAAUCAACAUAUGCGGACGCAUUCAGGUGAAAAGCCGUUCGAAUGCUCUAUUUGUGGCAAGAAAUUCACUACGAGCUCAUCAUUAUCUAUUCAUAACCGAGUGCAUUCGGGUGAACGGCCCUUGGAGUGUAAAUGGCCUGGAUGUGGAAAAAGGUUCAGUGAGAGUUCCAACUUGGCUAAGCAUAUGCGUGUGCACACAAAAACAUAUACAUGUGAGGUAUGUGGAGAGGUAUUUGAUAAGAAAACAGGUUAUACGAAGCACAAAAAGAGUCAUUUACCUCAAAAUGGCCCAAUUGGACCUGCUGACCCCACCCCUACUGGGUUUCCCAACUUUCUGGACUACAUACAAACGUAA
Molecule: messenger RNA, 2019 nt
Organism: Sungouiella intermedia
Lineage: Eukaryota; Fungi; Ascomycota; Pichiomycetes; Serinales; Metschnikowiaceae
Source: the annotation of a GenBank genome assembly